Pseudomassariella vexata is the source of this 1401-nucleotide messenger RNA. RefSeq names its product D-3-phosphoglycerate dehydrogenase 1. NCBI's taxonomy places the organism in Eukaryota, Fungi, Ascomycota, Sordariomycetes, Amphisphaeriales, Pseudomassariaceae. Bases 1 to 1401 code for a protein of 466 amino acids. The transcript is spliced from 9 exons. The record is from RefSeq and is a predicted model, not a curated record. Gene Ontology annotation, molecular function: NAD binding; oxidoreductase activity, acting on the CH-OH group of donors, NAD or NADP as acceptor.
AUGGCGCAGCCCAAAGAUAUUGCUCUGUCCACACAACCCGACUUCGCUACUCGGAUGAGUGUCUCAACUUCACCCUCAGCCGCGUUCCAUUCCCCGCCAUCAAGCUUUAGCAGCAAACUUCCCCAGCGAGGAUUGACAAAGCAAUUGAAGCCCUUCAACAGCAAAGAUAUCAAGAUUCUUCUUCUGGAGAAUGUGAACCAGAGCGGGAGGAACAUUCUUACGGGCCAGGGUUAUCAAGUUGAAGCCUUGAAGACCUCGUUACCCGAGGACCAGCUCAUCGAGAAGAUCAAAGAUGUUCAAGUCAUUGGCAUCCGAUCCAAGACCAAGUUAACGGAGAAGGUGCUUCGGGAGGCUAAGAAUCUGCUCGUAAUCGGUUGCUUCUGUAUCGGCACUAACCAGGUUGACCUCGAGUAUGCUGCUAAGCAUGGUAUUGCUGUGUUCAACUCGCCUUUUGCCAACUCCCGCAGUGUUGCCGAAUUGGUGAUUGGAGAAAUCAUCUCUCUCGCGCGUCAGCUUGGGGAUCGGUCCAAUGAGAUGCACCAGGGUACUUGGAACAAGGUCAGCGCCAAGUGCUGGGAGAUUCGCGGGAAAACGCUGGGCAUUGUUGGAUAUGGACACAUCGGCUCCCAACUCUCAGUGCUGGCAGAAGCUAUGGGCAUGACUGUCAUCUACUAUGAUGUUGUGACCUUAAUGGGUCUAGGUACAGCCCGCCAAGUGCCAACCCUGGAAGCCCUCCUGACGGAAGCCGACUUCGUUACUCUCCACGUACCCGAGCUGCCGGAGACAAAGAACAUGAUUUCCACGGCACAGCUGGAGAAAAUGAAGGAGGGGUCCUACCUAAUCAACGCCAGUCGUGGAACUGUGGUAGACAUCCAGGCUCUCAUCAACGCAAUGCGCAGCGGUAAGAUCGCAGGUGCGGCCUUGGACGUCUACCCAAACGAGCCCUCAGCGAAUGGCGACUACUUCAACCGUCAACUCAACCAAUGGGGCGAGGAUCUCCGCAGCGUGAAGAAUAUUAUCCUCACACCUCACAUUGGCGGCAGCACGGAGGAGGCACAAAGGGCAAUCGGAGUUGAAGUCAGUGAUGCUUUAGUCAGAUACAUCAACCAGGGAGUGACACUGGGCAGCGUGAACCUGCCUGAAGUCAACCUGCGUUCUCUGACACUGGAUGAACCUAACUACGCUCGGGUUAUCUACGUCCACCACAACGUUCCAGGUGUUCUCCGCAAGGUGAACGAGAUCUUUGGCAACCACAACGUUGACAAACAGAUUAGUGACAGCAGGGGUGACGUUGCUUAUUUGAUGGCCGAUGUAAGCGAUGUGAACCUUGGCGACAUGAAGGAGCUCUUCGAUGCACUUGAGGCACUGAGCUCAAAAAUCAUGGUUCGUGUCCUGUAUUAA